Molecule: messenger RNA, 2898 nt
Organism: Apodemus sylvaticus (European woodmouse)
Lineage: Eukaryota; Metazoa; Chordata; Mammalia; Rodentia; Muridae
Gene: Sack1f
Product: family with sequence similarity 83 member F
Exons: 5
Coding region: 38-1525 (495 amino acids)
Source: RefSeq, a predicted model, not a curated record
GGUCCGAGCCUGGGGCCCGGGACAGGGCCGGGGCGCCAUGGCCGAGUCCCAGCUGAGCUGCCUGGACGAGGCGCACGUGAACGAGAGGGUGACCGAGGCACAUGCCUCCUUCUACUAUUGCGAGAGGCGGCGGGCCGCGCUGGAGGCGCUGCUGGGUGGAGGCGAGCAAGCCUACCGCGAAAGUGUCAAGAAGGAGCGGCUGCGGGACUUCCUCUCCAGCCAGGAGCGCCAGGCCCUCUGCGCCGCCUGGAGCCCCUAUGAGGAGGCGGUUACCAACACCCGUGCCAAGGCCAAGGCCAAGGCCAAGGCCCCGGCCGAGCCCGCUGAGUCCCUGGCCUACUGGCCAGACCGCUCAGACACCGAAGUGCCCCCGCUGGACCUGGGGUGGACAGAUUCCAACUUCUACCGCGGCGUGAGCCGAGUCACGCUCUUCACCCACCCGCCCAAAGAAGAGAAGGCGCCGCACCUGAAGCAGGUGGUCAGGCAGAUGAUCCAGCAGGCCCAGAAGGUCAUUGCUGUGGUCAUGGAUCUGUUCACUGACGGGGAUAUAUUCCAAGACAUUGUGGAUGCUGCCUCUAAGCGCCGGGUCCCAGUAUACAUCAUCCUGGAUGACGGUGGAGUGAAAUUCUUUUUGGAGAUGUGUCAGGGCCUAGAGCUUGCAGACUUCCGCAUUCGGAACAUCCGUGUCCGCUCUGUGACAGGAAUGGGGUUCUACAUGCCCAUGGGGAAGAUCAAGGGGACUCUCUCAUCAAAGUUCCUGAUGGUCGAUGGGGACAAAGCAGCCACCGGAUCUUACAGCUUUACUUGGAGCUCCUCCUACGUGGACAGGAAUCUCCUCCUGCUCCUGACAGGACAGAAUGUGGAGCCCUUUGACAGAGAGUUCCGAGAGCUGUAUGCCAUCUCUGAGGAAGUGAACCUGUACCAGCACCUGGGCCUGGCAGGCAGGAUCGGCCUCAACUCCUCCUCCACUGUAGCUCGAAAGCUUAUCAACCCCAAGUACUCAUUAGUGGCAGGUACCCGCCCUCCUCCAGGAGAGAUGAUGCGCUGGGCAGCCCGGCAGCAGCGGGAAGCCGGUGGCAACCCAGAGGGGCAGGAGGAGGGCAAUGGCGGUGGUGAGUCUGCCCGGCGUCUGGAGAGCUUUCUGAAUGACCUGGUCACAGUAGAGCAGGUGUUGCCCACAGUGGAGCCCAUUCCCCCAAGAUUGCUGAGACCUAAUGAUGGCAGGACGGCCUCUCAUGCACACACAGACCUGAGGCACAAAUCCCGAGAGGCACUUCCCCAGAAUGGCAAGGGAGAAGCUGCCAAUGGAGAGGCCACUGCAGCCAAGGAGGGCAAACGCUUUGGCAGCAGGUUCUUCAGCCGUCGAGUGAAGAGGCCUGCAGUGCCCAACAACAUUGCCAGCUCCCCGUCCACUGAGACUUUUGCUGAUGUGGAGUUUCCUCUCGGAAAGAGGCACAACGAGGGUUCCAGUGCCAACAUAUCAGGUAAAGGAGUCACCAAGGCCAGCAACUGUAUAAUCUCCUGAGCUGCAGGGUAUUGGUGGGCAGGACCUGCAGAUGCCCACCCUGUGAUCCUGUGCUGAGAAGAACAUGGCCUCUUCCCUGCACUAGGUCAAACAUCAGAGGUCUCCUACCUGUAGCCUCCAUUCCAGUCUUAGUGCCGAAAUUCCAGACAGCAGGAUUUGAAUCUCAUCUCAGCAUCCAAACCAUCGCAUGCCUGCAGCAGCCUGCAGUGGUCUGACAAGGAACACCACUGCCUUGUUUACAUGAAGUAGAAGCCUGACUAGUGUCUGCUUUCCUUGUUGCCAACCUGUCCUCCACUGGGCCAGCCCUCCCUGCAGGUCCUCGAGUGGGACAAGGGGCCAUUCUUUCUGCCUCAAUAGGACAGGGCAUCCAAAGCAGACCCAGCCGCUUGACCUUCUCCUUUGACAUCUGGUGCUGUCUAGUUCUCCAUACCCCAGAGGUUGGUGGGAAAAAUCGAAGGUGGGAUUCUGAGCCAGUCUUGCUCCAGAUAGAAGAUGCAGCUGGAAUGGCUGGACAACUGGCUAUUAUGGCCUUACAGACACUCAUUCCUGAUGGCUCCUGAACUAGUCUGCCACUGGAACUGGAGUGGGAAUAGGAAUACUUCUGCCUCCUUCCAGCUAGUGUGGGAGGAUCCAACUGUGCUGGCCAAGAGCCCCUCUCCUCCCUACACUGUAGCCUGCCUGAGUGCCCUGGAGCUCCCUGGCAGUGCUGUUGAAGACUAGAGUUUGUAGAGUGCCUUUCUCUUGGCCUGCUCCUUUCUGUAGGCUUUUGUUUACAGACCCUGUGGGGGAUGGGUGUGCAGGGGAGGAGGCUGACCCUAAGGACUGGAGCAUUUGUGUUCCCCAGCCCUCCAUCCUCAUCCACUGGGGCUUCCUCCAUGAAACUUCAGCCGAAGACUAGCCUUAGCCUCUUUCAGAAUUGCUGGUUGUUCUUAGAAGCCUCAGUUUCUCUAAAACAGGUUGGCUUAAUUGCUGGGACAAGCAGCCAGCUCCCCUUACAGUGACCUGUCCAGACUGAGGGAGAGUGAGCGUGACAUAGAAGACAUCGUCUGACUCGGCUCUGGUCAACCCUCCUAACAGGCAGAAUGACCACACAGAAGCCUUUCCACUCCUCCAAGCCAAAAUCUUGUCCCCUUUCCUUUCUGAAAAGACCUUGGGUACCACUAGUACCAGAGAGGGACAAGGGCAUCUUCAGAGGCAGCUGGUGAGAGGCGGGGAGGGGGCACUGUGGACUACAGAGGUAGGCAACACCUGGCAACCUGUUCCUGUCCCUGCUGGUGGGGAGGGAGAAAGAAAAAAAUGGAUGGCCUCAGUCCAGAGUCCCCUCUGUUUACCCUGAGGUUAGCCCCACCGUAGCUUCCCAAGCCUUUGUGAGG